Selaginella moellendorffii is the source of this 1606-nucleotide messenger RNA. Its product is annotated as succinate-semialdehyde dehydrogenase [NADP(+)]. The transcript has 16 exons. The coding region runs from base 64 to 1548 and encodes 494 amino acids. NCBI's taxonomy places the organism in Eukaryota, Viridiplantae, Streptophyta, Lycopodiopsida, Selaginellales, Selaginellaceae. Gene Ontology annotation, molecular function: aldehyde dehydrogenase (NAD+) activity. The record is from RefSeq and is a predicted model, not a curated record.
AUUGGGGAAAUGGAGCAAUGCGGCAUUCUUGCGCUCCUCCAAAUCGAUUGAAAGUGCAAGCUCAUGGCUAGUUUCUGCAAGAUUGUCAAGCGAUUCUAUCGUGCCAACAAGCCGAUCAAGCCUAACACAUCGUGGCCUGGUUACAGAAAUGUUCUUGAUAUCACGAAUCCGGCUACUCUGAAGAAAGUAGGAGAGUUGCAAGAGGACACCAUUCCUGAUAUCGAAAGAAAGCUCGAGUAUCUACACACGGGGCUCAAGCGCUGGAAGCUUACACACGUUGAUCAACGAAAGGCGGCUCUGGAAAAGUUUGCUGAUGCUUUGGUAACAAGAAAGACGACGCUAGCAAAAAUCCUCACCUCCGAGACAGGAAAGCCGAUAUCUCAAGCAAGGAGCGAGAUUGCUGCCACUGUGGAUCGGAUUCACUACUUCGUCGAAAACUGUGAAAAGGUGAUAGGAACGCAAACGGUUCUGGAAAGCUCCAGAUUGAAGGAGAAAGUACAGUAUGAGCCGCUCGGUGUGAUCGCAAACAUAUCAGCAUGGAAUUAUCCUUACUUCCUCUCUGCGAACGUUUUCGCCCCGGCACUUCUCACUGGGAAUUGCGUGCUUUACAAGCCCAGCGAGAAUGCGAGCCUCACAGGCCAGGAGAUCACAGACAUGCUACACAAUGCUGGGAUUCCAGAGGACGUGUUUGUCAUCUCUAGCGGAGGAGCCGACACAGGCUCCAGGAUUGCUGGAAAUAAAGACAUUGGUGGAUUGUUUUUCACGGGGUCUUACGAUACUGGCUUGGAGAUUGCGAAGAAAGCCUCUCCAAACCUUGUCAAGCUUCAAUUAGAGCUUGGUGGUAAAGACGCUGCUUAUAUACGUCACGAUGUCCCCAAUAUCCUAGCUACGGCAACCACAGUCGCGGAUGGAGCUUUCUAUAACGCCGGACAAAGUUGCUGCUCUAUACGAAGAAUAUAUGUCAACAAGCGGGUCUAUGUUCCUUUCAUGGAAGCUUUGAAGAAGAUAUCUCAUUCGUACAGGAUUGGAGAUCCUACUUUGGAGGACACUUAUAUUGGACCUCUUUGCACCAAAAAGCAAGUAGAAAAAAUCGGAAAACUGCUUGCCGAGGCAAUUAAUCGGGGUGCUCAGGUAGACGUCGGUGGCGACACCACAAACAGUACUGCUCACAAAGUCGGCUACUUCGUUCCUCCGACGAUUCUAACAGAUGUUGAUCACCAAAUGUCGAUUAUGCGGAAGGAAACGUUUGGUCCUGUCGUGGGUGUGAUGUGCGUGGAAGACGAUGACGAAGCCACCACUUUGAUGAGCGACACAGAGUACGGUCUUACUGCCAGCGUCUUUAGCAAGCAUCUCGAAGACGCAGAGGCAAUUCUAAAUGAGUUGAAGGUCGGCACCGGCUAUUGGAACUGCUGUGAUCGGGUCUCACCUCGCGUACCAUGGUCUGGAAGAAAGAGGUCUGGUGUUGGCUCCACGAUGGGAAUCGAUGGAUUGAGAGCUUUUGUUCAACCCAAAGGCUUCUUUUGUCACGAGCCAAUGGCUGCCAUUUAAAAUUUAUACUUAAAAGCAUGAAAUUUUAUUUAAGCGUAUAACUUAUAUUACUUCAUCA